Propithecus coquereli (Coquerel's sifaka) is the source of this 1225-nucleotide messenger RNA. It is a transcript of the gene CYP27C1, whose product is annotated as cytochrome P450 27C1. Gene Ontology annotation, biological process: cellular response to peptide hormone stimulus; glucocorticoid biosynthetic process; C21-steroid hormone biosynthetic process. The transcript is spliced from 8 exons. NCBI's taxonomy places the organism in Eukaryota, Metazoa, Chordata, Mammalia, Primates, Indriidae. Gene Ontology annotation, cellular component: mitochondrial inner membrane. Bases 107 to 1225 code for a protein of 372 amino acids. Gene Ontology annotation, molecular function: monooxygenase activity; heme binding; oxidoreductase activity, acting on paired donors, with incorporation or reduction of molecular oxygen. The record is from RefSeq and is a predicted model, not a curated record.
GCCGCCAUGCCGGGGCCGCGCACCCUCGUCAACCUGGUGGAGUUCUUCUGCAGGGACGGCUUCAGCCGCAUCCACGAGAUCCAGGGAGGGCGAACGGUGGCUCAAAAUGAGAAGUGUACUGAGACGGAGAAUUCUGAAGCCAAAAGAUGUGGCCAUUUUUUCUGGAGAAGUCAACCAGGUUAUUGCUGAUUUAAUUAAAAGAAUCUACAUCCUCAGGAGCCAGGCAGAAGACGGAGAAACUGUGACCAAUGUCAAUGACCUUUUCUUCAAAUAUUCAAUGGAAGGAGUGGCCACUAUCCUGUAUGAGAGUCGUUUGGGCUGCCUGGAAAACAGUGUCCCCCAGCCCACCGUGGAGUACAUCAAGGCCCUGGAGCUCAUGUUCAGCAUGUUCAAGACCUCCAUGUACGCAGGUGCCAUCCCCAGAUGGCUUCGUCCCUUCAUCCCAAAACCCUGGCAAGAGUUCUGCAGGUCCUGGGAUGGACUCUUCAGAUUCAGCCAAAUUCACGUUGACAACAAGUUGAGGGACAUACAGUACCAAACGGACCGAGGCCAGAGCGUGAGAGGGGGACUUCUCACGUACCUCUUCCUUAGCCAGGCGCUGACGCUCGAGGAGAUCUACGCCAACGUGACCGAGAUGCUGCUGGCCGGCGUCGACACGACGUCGUUCACGUUGUCCUGGGCAGUGUAUCUCCUGGCAAGGCACCCGGAAGUGCAGCAGAUGGUGUACCAGGAGAUAGUGAAGAAUUUGGGGGAAAGGCAUGUUCCAACAGCAGCAGACGUCCCCAGAGUCCCACUAGUCAGAGCUCUCCUUAAGGAAACCCUGAGGCUGUUUCCAGUGCUCCCCGGGAAUGGCCGUGUCACCCAGGAAGACCUGGUUAUUGGCGGGUAUCUGAUCCCCAAAGGCACCCAGCUGGCCCUCUGCCACUACGCCACGUCCUACGAGGAUGAGAACUUCCCUCGGGCCAAGGAGUUCCGGCCAGAGCGCUGGCUGCGGAGAGGAAACCCGGGCAGAGUUGACAACUUUGGGUCCAUCCCCUUCGGUUACGGGGUUCGUAGCUGCAUCGGGCGGAGAAUCGCAGAGCUGGAGAUUCACCUUGUCGUGAUCCAGCUGCUUCAGCAUUUUGAGAUCAAAAUAUCUUCUCAGACUAAAGCUGUUCAUGCUAAAACCCAUGGGCUCCUGACGCCGGGGGCGCCCAUCCACGUGCGUUUUGUUAACAGAAAGUAA